AUGAAAACUGAACUGCGCAAGUGCGGCGGUGUUUGGUGUGUUUUGGCCAACGUCGAAGCCGAUGACGAAAUGGAAGCGCUCAACUUAAAACCAAAAUUCUACUCAACCGCAGCAGAUUACAUCAAAGAAUGUAAAAUAGCCGAUAAGAAUUUUGUCAACUGUUCCACGCAAAGCAUACAACAGUUAUUCGACAAGUUGAACGAUGGCAUACCCGGCUUGACGACUAUUAAGAGCUUUGAUCCAUUUUAUUUGAAUCGCAUUAGGAUAACGCAAGGCAACAGCAAUGCAAUCAACCUGAAAGUUGAACUGGCCAAUGUGAAAAUAAUUGGAUUUGGCCACACGAACGUCAUCGAAAGUCAAGUUUUCAAAAAGGAUUAUAGUUGGAAAACCACAUUUAUGUUGCCUGUGAUGAAGCUGCAAGGCGAUUACAGUUUAUUUGGGCGCAUAUUGCUCAUACCGCUUAAUGGGCGUGGCCAAGUAUUUCUAGAUGCAGAAAAUAUGACUGUGACGAUGCAUACAAAGACGCGCCUAUAUUCCAAGGGUGGUUAUACCUUUUAUAAUGUCACCAAUUGUCGCGUAGAUUUUAAAAUUGAUGGCCUAAAAUCGUAUUUCUCCAAUCUUUUCAACGGAAAUAAGCAGCUUGAGGAUAGUACCAAUAAGUUCUUCAAUGAUAACUGGCGCAUGUUGGCCGAUGCCCUCUACACUGUCAUCACACAAACCAUUGAGGAUAUUUUAUUGGAUGUACUGAAGAAGAUUUUCCAUUUCAUUCCGGCGAACUUUUUCGUUAGCGACAUACCAACGCCUGAACAGCUUUAUGGCAAAUCAAAACCGAAGUGA
This is a messenger RNA of Scaptodrosophila lebanonensis, 837 nucleotides long. It is a transcript of the gene Jhbp6, whose product is annotated as circadian clock-controlled protein. Bases 1 to 837 code for a protein of 278 amino acids. The record is from RefSeq and is a predicted model, not a curated record. NCBI's taxonomy places the organism in Eukaryota, Metazoa, Arthropoda, Insecta, Diptera, Drosophilidae. The transcript has 6 exons.